This is a messenger RNA of Saccharomyces paradoxus, 798 nucleotides long. It is a transcript of the gene RRP42, whose product is annotated as exosome non-catalytic core subunit RRP42. The record is from RefSeq and is a predicted model, not a curated record. Gene Ontology annotation, cellular component: cytoplasmic exosome (RNase complex); nuclear exosome (RNase complex). The transcript has a single exon. Gene Ontology annotation, biological process: TRAMP-dependent tRNA surveillance pathway; nuclear polyadenylation-dependent mRNA catabolic process; nuclear polyadenylation-dependent rRNA catabolic process. Bases 1 to 798 code for a protein of 265 amino acids. NCBI's taxonomy places the organism in Eukaryota, Fungi, Ascomycota, Saccharomycetes, Saccharomycetales, Saccharomycetaceae.
AUGUCUCUUUCUGUCGCCGAAAAGUCGUACCUCUACGAUUCAUUAGCAAGCACGCCUUCAAUUAGACCCGAUGGAAGGCUACCUCAUCAAUUCAGACCUAUAGAAAUUUUUACCGACUUUCUCCCAAGUUCCAACGGAUCCUCCAGGAUUAUAGCUAGCGAUGGAAGUGAAUGUAUUGUGAGCAUCAAGUCCAAAGUUGUAGACCACUUCGUAGAGAAUGAACUACUUCAGGUCGAUGUAGAUAUUGCAGGCCAAAGAGACGAUGCGCUCGUGGUGGAGACAAUCACUUCUUUACUGAAUAAGGUUUUGAAGUCUGGCAGUGGAAUAGAUUCCUCUAAGUUGCAAUUGACGAAAAAGUACAGUUUCAAAAUAUUCGUUGAUGUCCUUGUUAUCUCAUCACAUUCACACCCAGUUUCUUUAAUAUCCUUUGCUAUCUAUUCGGCUUUGAACUCCACAUUCCUACCGAAACUUAUUUCCGCUUUUGAUGAUUUAGAGGUGGAGGAGCUGCCCACUUUUCAUGACUAUGACAUGGUCAAGCUUGAUAUUAAUCCGCCUUUAGUGUUCAUAUUGGCCAUUGUAGGCAACAAUUUGCUAUUGGACCCUGCAGCCAACGAAAGCGAAGUGGCCAAUAGUGGCCUAAUCAUAUCCUGGUCUAAUGGUAAGAUCACAACACCCAUUAGAUCUGUAGCACUGAAUGAUUCGAACGUUAAAGGCUUUAAACCGCAUUUGUUGAAGCAAGGUCUUGCAAUGGUAGAGAAAUACGCCCCCGAUGUAGUACGAUCACUGGAGAAUCUAUAA